Molecule: messenger RNA, 4746 nt
Organism: Alternaria burnsii
Lineage: Eukaryota; Fungi; Ascomycota; Dothideomycetes; Pleosporales; Pleosporaceae
Product: sec7 domain-containing protein
Exons: 3
Coding region: 1-4746 (1581 amino acids)
Biological process (GO): regulation of ARF protein signal transduction
Molecular function (GO): guanyl-nucleotide exchange factor activity
Source: RefSeq, a predicted model, not a curated record
AUGGCCGACUACCCGCACCACCAUGGCCGCCCAUCCACGCCCACUGGCUCCCACACAACCUACAGACCAACCGGGUCCAUGCGAGCACUCAACACCGACCAGCCCAAGCACGAGACCUUCUUCGACGAUGCCACACCCGUAGACGCCUUCAACAACGACCACCCCAAGCACGAUCCGCUGCGCGACUCGCACGAUCUUUCCUUCGCCGAGGGCGGCAAUGUGAGAGACUCGGUCGUCGACAAUAUGCUGCUCUCGCUCGACCAGUUCGCGACCGGCAAUCUGUUCGGGAGCUCAGGCCCGCAGUACUCGAGCUAUGCCGACGACGACUUCUUCCUUCGCGACAACUCGUACCGCCCGCCCGGUGCCCGCCAUCGCGGCCACACGUACACGUCGUCGCGCUCCUCCGACUACGACCUGAACCCCGACGACCACGCUCGAUACACAGCCCACCACUCGCGCGCCCGGCGAAGCAACAGCAGCAACAACAUCGGCACUCCAGUCCGCCGCAAGGGAAGCACGCGGGACAUGUACACAGCGAGGCAGCAAGCCACCCAGUAUGGCCAGCUCCAACAGGCCGGCCAUCUGCGGGGCAACAACAAGAAGGGCAGCAUGGGCAGCGGCUCCUCAAGCAUCGACUUUGGCCAGUCCGGCAUCUUGGGAAACCAGCGUCUUGGUUUUGGGAAGCGUUCGGCCAGUUUUGAUCAUAGCAAUGCAAGCGACCGAGGGAGAAUUUCACCCAUGCGAGUCGAGUCUGUCCUAGAUCGAGGCAGGGUCGCCUAUCAAAACUACCCAGAUGAAUACGAUGCGGCCCCCGAGCCCACCAUUCCCGCCGGCCCUCGAAGGGUCCAGGAGCCACCGCAAUCACCCCUCGCUUUCCCCCCUCAGCCAUCGUACGCCGCACCACAGGCACCUCGGCCGGGCCGUAGAGGCAGUGUCCGCUCCAACACGAGCUACAGAACUUUGCGAAAGAACAAGAGCCAGCCAGGACCAAGCAUGAGGGCCCAGGCCCAAGAGUUUGUCAAUGCCAGCACCUUGCGAGAACUGCCUCCUGUACCGUCAUGGCACGAUCCUUCUGCUCCAUCGCCAUCCGUGGGUUCACGAAGUCCACUGUUCCCUCCCCAGGCUCCAGCAGCGCCAAAGCCUGGCUUCUUUCGCCGAGUGUUUGGUGGAGGCUCUUCCAAGUCUACACCACAACUGUCUGCUGCCUCAGCUGGCCCUAACUCGUCACAAGAAAAUUCAGCCCCUGUCUCCAGUAAGCCCCAACCGGCCGAUGUCAACUCCAUGUACUCUGCCGCACGACCGCGUACAACACCGAGCAAUGGCAGUCAUAUUGCUUCCCAGAUAAAAUCGCUGCCAAAAGCCCCCCAGACUGCCAACCCUGCUCAAGGGGACGCACAAGCACUACAACCACCAACGCUUGGCAAAAAACCAUCAUCCUUCUUCCGGCGUCGAAAGAAGUCUAUUUCUGAAAGCACGAAACCCCCCGUCACGGCUCUCGAGUUUAUUCAGCCAGCCAAGCCGGUACUACCCCCACAACCCAGCCCCGGAGUUAGUAGUCUGCGACAAGUUAUGAACCCCUACCUCAAUGACGCAGGGCGCACUGGUGACAGAACACUAGAAGCGCGGGAUGAGCAGUCGGGUGACGCUUCUACGAAUGGAUUCUCACCAAACUAUAAACCACACAAGGAUGCAACAGUCCGCGCCAUCAAGUCAACUUCACGUGGGGACGAUCAGACACCUCCUGCAUCUCGAGGAGAGCAGUUAAGAGCUUCUGAAAUGACCAGCACAGGAAGUCCCAAGCUGAAGUUGAAAUUGAAGCACGCGAAAUCUCCCACUCCGACUCAGCAGGAGGACACUUUCCUUGCGGAUAGCAGCAGCUGCAACGAGGAUCGCAGUGGUCGCGCAACGCCAACAGGCGAUUACAGCGGUACCGAGGAAAAGAGACCGAGCACAGGACCCACUUCCUCGUUACUCAGACAAUCUGAAGCAAAAAGCAAUCGCAAGCCCAGUGGCGACCAUCGGGCCGAGCUCCUGUCUCCUCAUGACGACCCUAUUUGUAGACGUGGGUCAGCAUCGCAGUCCGCUUCAGAAGUUGAGGACGAAGGCUGGGUCAUUACCGAAUCAACUGACAGGGUGCACCGAACUGACAAGAAGAGCCCAGCUGCGAAGCGCGUGUGGCUUGAUACCACACUACCCGACGCACUCAUCGAUACUACCGAAGACCUCAAGUUGCCCUUAGAAGGUGCGCGAUCAUCUCAGCAGUCACUCGACAAGGUCUCGCCAGACGCCAAUACCCCAACCUCACCUAAUGACGUCUUCCUCUCUGCUACCAGUCUGCCCAUAGUGCAGGUUGAAAGUCGCGAUUCCGACACCAUGCCCGCUGUUGUCGAAGACCGAUCGAUGCACAGCGAGCCCACUGAUGCAGAGCGUGAACGUGCAUUCCAGAUUUACAGCGGCGAUGAUUCCUCUAGUCUGAAGGCCCAAGCGGCUACCUUGUUGGGCGAUGUCAGCUUGUCCAGCACGCGCAUGCGAAAGGCCUUUAUGGACCUCUUUGACUGGACAGGCAUGAACGUCUUGGCUGCUAUGCGUGACCUUUGUGGCAAAAUCAUUCUCAAGGCCGAGACUCAGCAGGUUGACCGCAUUCUUAUGAGUCUUUCAGAGCGCUGGUGUGAAUGCAACAGCAGCCAUGGCUUCAAGGCAGUCGAUGUCGUGCAUACUAUUUGCUAUUCCAUCCUGCUGCUCAACACAGAUUUGCACUUGGCUGAUAUCGAGUCGAGAAUGACACGAAGCCAAUUUGUCCGUAACACACUCCCUACAGUCACUCGCGUCUGUCAAGAUUCAGUCAAGGCUGCAGGAGAAGAGACGCUAAGGCCACAUUCCACUCACUUUCGAAGACCAUCCCUGCCAUGGAAUGAGAAGUCAGAACCCAGCUCGCCGGGUGCUGACGCUACUACAUUCUCUGCGGACGUGGAGGAGCCUCCGGAGGCUAGGAAAACCCGCAGUCGUCUCUCCAUCCGACCUCCUGCUAGAAGUGGCUCAGAAGGUCUACUUUCCUUUGACUCUGCAGUAUCCGAGUCUAACACACUUGUCAACUCGCCAUACAAUGGUCCUAUGCGAGGAUGGGAGUUCCAGGUCGAGACGGUGCUCAAAGAGUUCUACGAUUCUAUUCGUAAACAACGCUUGCCCCUCCAUGGGUCUUCCGAACCUGUUGUUCAUCACCAGCCUUCGUCCAACAACCUCUCCGUCAGCAACAUGCUCCGUCGCACUCCCAGUGUGUUGAGCAAAGCACCGUCCGACAACACAAGCUACCGUGGUCGAUCCCAAAACGAUUUCCGCAAUGUGGGUAGUCGAUGGGCCUCUAAGAACCGCUCAAAGCAAAGAUUGUAUCCUUCAUCCACCGUGGCAUCUAGCCGAACCAGUCUGGACGACGGAUCAGUAUGGAGCCCCGCCGGAUCCAGCUCUUGGAGUCGUUAUUCGUACGGCAAGACCGGUACUUCCAUGUCGGUGGACUCACUGGGCUCACACUUUGCGCAUGGCGACUAUCAACAGGCUAUCGGCUUUGCCAAUGCUCUUAGUCAAGCCAUCAUCCGCGAAGAGGGCAUGACUAUUGCUAGCGAUGAAGAAUUCUCCCGCGUGGCUCCGUUGUUAGAAGACGAGACACUCGAGCUUGUUGGAGCACCCUGGGCCAAGGAAGGUAUCCUCAAGCACAAGCGACAUCUUGAUUCAGUGGAUAGGAAGGCAAAGGAUCGAGCGUGGAAUGAAUGCUUCGCUGUUGUCGAGAAAGGCUGUAUGCGUUUAUUCUCUUUCAGCAUGAACUCCAAAUCUGUUAGGCAGAAGAGCAAGCUACGACCAUCUGCUGGUGGUGUUGUAGGAGGUGGCAACUGGAUGGACAAUGCGGAAGCUUUGGACAGCUUCCCACUCCGCCAGACUAUCGCCAGCGCGCUACCUCCUCCAGGAUACUCGAAAACAAGGCCUCACGUAUUCGCGCUUUCACUCCCUACAGGAGCAGUUCAUCUUUUCCAAGUUGGAACGCCUGACAUUUGUCGAGAGUUUGUGUGCACUGUCAACUACUGGUCGGCUCGUCUGUCCAAAGAACCUCUCAUGGGUGGUGUCAGCAGCAUGGAGUACGGUUGGGGUGAGAAUGUCAUUAACCCAGCUCUGAUCCGUCAAGACAGUGCGCCAUCAGUGCAAGGCCAUAUGCCCCGUCCGAGUGUCACAAGCUCCCUUCGUAGUUCGAUGGACCAUGCCACCGGCACACCAAAGCCCAGACUUCCCGGAGACAAGGUCAUCUUAUCGGAUUGGAGCCCACCAGCAUCAAGCAUGAUGGCUAGUACCCUGAUGGAAGUGGAUCAGCUUAGAGCUCUUACCGACUAUGUUAAGAACAUCGAGAACGAGCUCGCUCACCACAACGAACUCAGAGCGCCAUUGCUCAUUGCCUUUUCGCCUCGACACCCCAAUGCUCAGAAGGCCAUGGCCAACUGGGAGCGCAAAUCGCAAUACCUUCUCAGGGAAAUUGUGAAAUUCCGGACCUACAUUGACACUCUAGCAACUGCACAAGCGCAGAAGCAAAAAAUUUAUGCCGAGCGCGAAGCUCGUGAACAACAAGAGAUGGAAGAGUCAGAAAAGGAAGCAGUCGCUACUCCGAAGGCCAGUGAAGAUGAUGGUGCGAAUGAAGCUUCCGAGCCUGCUCCAUCCAAGACCAUGCCAAACCCAGCUCUACCAGCAGCUUUCCUUUUACAUCCCUGA